AACAGAAGCUCAAUCAUAGUAGACGCCUCCAACUACAUUCAACAACUCAAACAGAAGAUCGAGAAACUGAACCACGACAUCCACAACAACAUUAACCAUACCGGCCAGCAGCUCCCCGUGGUAACGGUGGAAACGCUGGAGAAGAAGGGUUUCCUGAUAAACAUAUUCUCGGGAAAAAACUGCCCCGGCUUGCUGGUAUCCGUGCUGGAGGCUUUCGAGGAUCUCGGCCUCAACGUGGUGGAAGCUAGGGCUUCCUGCUCCGACAGCUUCCGCCUCCAAGCCGUCGGCAGCGGCGGUGGAGAUGAUCAGAAUGAGGAAGAAGAAGAAGAAGGGGAGCAGCAGACUAUCGAUCCCCAAGUGAUAAAACAAGCGGUGCUGCAGGCCAUUAACGACUGGGAUGGAUGA
Molecule: messenger RNA, 405 nt
Organism: Linum tenue
Lineage: Eukaryota; Viridiplantae; Streptophyta; Magnoliopsida; Malpighiales; Linaceae
Source: the annotation of a GenBank genome assembly